AUCACAUGGCUAUGUGCGGUCGUGUGCCCAAGUUGAAGUGAUUUUCGAAAUGAGACUCAGUUGGUUGAGUGGAGUCCAUGUGUCUCCAUAACGUCGGCCCGUUCGCAGCUGGCGUCUUUUGUUGAUUGUCAACGCCAUUUCAGUUCACCACCUAAGCUAGUUACCGUUCAGACAGGACAAAAGCAUCCCCAAGUUUCACAACCAUGGAAAGUGCCUUGACAAACAGAACCACGGUCCGACAAGAUCAAGUACCUUUCUUGGACUACCCGUCCCGGAACAGAGAUGAUAUCAAGCGCCGGCAAUGUCUGAUCUACCUGAUCCCGGGCAACCCCGGACUCAUCGCUUACUACGAGCCCUUCAUGAAAAUGCUCAGGCAACUCCUUGACGAGACUGAAGAGAAACACGGCUGCUGCCACGCCUUCCAUAUAUACGGGCGGAAUCUACUAGGUUUCGACGACGGGGACCACAAACCGGCGUUUGGGACGACGACGUCGUCAAGCAUCAAGACUGAACCCUUCACGCUCGAAGACCAGAUCCGCAGCUGCUACGACCAGGUCCAACAAAUCAGCACCUCCACUUUAUCUCACGGCAGAUCCUUCUCCUCGGUGAUCCUCAUCGGCCACUCCGUCGGGGCCUACAUCACCCUCGAACUCUUCCACCGCGCCGCCACCGCUCUAUUCAACACUGCCAAUCCUACCCCAAGAAAAAACCCCCUCCACUCCGCCAUCCUCCUCUUCCCCACAAUUUCUCACAUCGCCCGGUCCCGCAGCGGCCAAAAACUCGACCUGAUCCGACGCACCCGCUUCCUCGACCAAUCCGCCCACCACCUCGCCAAGUUCUUCGUGGACCUGCUGCCGCAGUGGCUACUGAGCGCCAUUGUUCGCCGCCUGCUAGGCUUCCCGCCCCAUGCGGCGGCCGCCACGGUGCGGUUCCUGGCGAGCGGCGACGGUAUUUGGCAGGCGCUGCACAUGGGCAAGGACGAGAUGGCCACGAUUGGGGACUCGGAGGGGAGGUGGGGGCAGGGGAUGUGGGAGGAGGGAAGAAGGAAGGGGGAAUCGAACGCAGAGGAGGAGGUUGAGGGAGAUGGGAACUUGAAUUGGGAUAAGGCGAAGAGGAGGGCGAGGUUUUUCAUUUAUUUUGCAGAGAAGGAUCAUUGGGUUGCGGACGAAUGUAGGGACGAGUUUAUUGAGAGGAGAAGGAGGGAGGGAAGGGGCGGCACGAGAGUCGUGGUGGAUGAAACGGGGAUUCCGCAUGCUUUUUGCAUCCACCACAGCGAGUCGGUGGCGGAGAAGGUGAAGGUCUGGAUUGAAGAUAUUGCCGGCCUUGAAUAA
Parathielavia appendiculata is the source of this 1331-nucleotide messenger RNA. RefSeq lists its product as uncharacterized. NCBI's taxonomy places the organism in Eukaryota, Fungi, Ascomycota, Sordariomycetes, Sordariales, Chaetomiaceae. Gene Ontology annotation, molecular function: lipase activity. The transcript has 3 exons. Gene Ontology annotation, cellular component: lipid droplet. Gene Ontology annotation, biological process: lipid storage. The record is from RefSeq and is a predicted model, not a curated record. Bases 204 to 1331 code for a protein of 375 amino acids.